UUAUCGGUUCCAAUUUUGUUGGUUGACGCAAGGACAGUUACGAGGGAUUCCACCCGAGAAGAAAUGCGUUCCAGUAGAUAUGAAAUAAAUAAUGCAGUUUUCAAGUUCGUAAACUACCUCCGGCUAUUAUGGGAAGCUUUCUGUUUUUGUGGAGCUUUGAACUUACUUCCAGCGUCAGCACGGGACAUUUUCUCGGGAGAUUCAGAAACGUUCAAUCUCAAAAAUCAGGAUGCAAUGAUCGAGUACAUUAACCGUGUUCAGACGUCAUGGACGGCAGGAAGGAACUUCCCCGACGACACGGAUCCGGGCUACCUUAAGCGGCUUGCUUCAGCCUGGAGACCCGAGAGAGACGAACAAACAAAUGGAACGGUUUCAGAUGCCCUCGAGGAAGAGUUCCACGUCACUUAUUCGGGUGCUGAUCCACCGGCUGAGUUCGACGCGAGGAAGAAGUGGACCAACUGUCCCAGCCUUUCCCACAUCUAUGACCAAGGGAACUGCGGGGGUUGUUGGGCAGUUUCCUCAGCAUCCGUGAUCACAGAUAGGAUUUGCAUUUCCAGUAACGGAAAAUUCAAAGACACGAUUUCAGCGUGGGAGAUCCUUUCUUGCUGUGCCGAAGAUAAAUGUCGUGGCUGUGACGGGGGCUUGGAAAAGAUUGCUUUCAAAUACUACAAGAAACAUGGCGUCGUAACCGGAGGAGAAUUUGGCACAAACCAGGGUUGCAUGCCGUAUCAGAUAAAACCUUGCACGCAUCAUAUGGGCAGAGAUGGCAGAUAUAAAAAUUGCGAUAGUUACAAUGAGACGGUGGUCCCAUCCUGUAAAACGGAAUGCCCUAAUAAAAGUUAUCAGACUCCGUAUGCAAAGGACCGACAUUUUGGUAAACGCGCCUACCAAGUGAAAGCUGCUGAUCUCAAAAAGGAGCUGUUUGAAUUUGGCCCGGUCACGAUGAGCUUUGAAGUGUUCGCAGACUUCCCACUUUAUAAAUCAGGAAUAUACCAUCAUGUAACUGGAAAAUCGGUGGGAUGGCACGCCGUAAGGGUAAUCGGGUACGGGCCCGGGUACUACCUGGCUACAAAUUCUUGGAAUUCUGAAUGGGGAGACAACGGGCUGGUCAAGUUUAAAAGUGGCACAAAUGAAUGCCAUAACGAAGAGGACGGUUUCCGGACAGCUUUACCGAAAGAAUGAUCAUUCUUCACAGAAAAAAAUGGAUUGCUGAUUUAGACUGCAUUUUGCAAUUUGGAGCUAUAAAUUCUGGAUCAUCUGGAUCUGGAUCUGGAUCAUCUUAUGUGUAUAGGGAAACUAAUGGCACAUACGAUGUUAUAUAAACCGGGCUAGAAUUUAUAGUUCCAAAUUGCAAAAUGUAGUCCAUUUGGCAAUUAAAUUGUUAAAAAUAUGUCCCAAAUGUUUCAAAUGUACAUUUUACAAUAAAGGAAAGCUAAUUUAACCACGGGGUUGGUUAAAUUAUAAUCUUCUUAUUGCAAAACGUGCAUCGACUGUAUCUACUUCGAAACCUGUCAGACACUUUUUCAAACUGCAAAACUGUUAAAUUAGUAACAUCAUUUUUUCCGUGUCCUGUCCCGUAGACUUAAUCUGUACACUCGCCCUUGGAAGCGAUUCAAUUUACAUAGCCUUCCAUAUUUCUUGAUUUUAGCAUGUACAAUGAUUUUUGCAUGUCCUCUUGAUUGUACUUAAUUUUGUAAAAUAAAUAGAGAAAAUAACAUUUUGCCGCACAUGAGCCUCGACAAGA
This is a messenger RNA of Bemisia tabaci, 1744 nucleotides long. Lineage: Eukaryota; Metazoa; Arthropoda; Insecta; Hemiptera; Aleyrodidae. The record is from RefSeq and is a predicted model, not a curated record.